UUAUUACAUCAACUGUGUUAAAUUUUGUGGGCAGUAGAAAAUUUCCAUUUUUGCUUCAGAAUCUUCCUCUGGUUCCUACAAUAAAGUCUGGUAUUAAGUCUAUAGCCUUAUGUGUUUUGCAAGAAGAUAGUCUGAUUCUAUCAAAAAGAAAGCAUCAGUUAAAAUCAAAAGUUACUGCUUUGAACAUUUUAAACAAGAAUGGUAUCUCAUACCAACAAUAAUCUUUUUAUUUUCUCACAAACUUUGUGUAAUAUAUCUGUACAAAAUCGAAGCUUGAUAUAUUACCUUUGACACUCAAGGUCAAUCCAUAUAUUAAAAGAUUAUGACUUUGGGGCUCAUGGAAAGCCCCAAUUAUGUGUAAGCCAAUUCAACUUCCAUUAUGCACUCAACAAUAGGUAUAUGACACAGCCUUGGACAUCAGCUUCAGUAACAGCAGACAGGUAUAUACUAUAGUUUAUAAUUUUCUGAGACAACAUUCUUAAAAGCAUGGGAAAUAGUGGUGAGGAGGGUUGUUCCUCAAAAGGCCCUCUUGGUAGCACGUUAGAUUUCUUUUUCUCUGCCUGUUUUAUUAAUAAACAGACCAUGUGCAAUAGCACCAACCUGGAAAAUUAUAGGUACCGAAAGUUAUCAGCCAGGGGGAGGGGAUGAAGGAUGAGAUUAACCUGGGGUUGUGGGCAUAUUUCAAGUUGCCAACAUUCUUUAAAACCUCACAAUCUAUUUCACUGAAAUUAACCUUUUGCGGAAGGUGAACUUACCUGGGGGGAGGGGGAGAUUAGGCGUUGAAACCUUUUUUUUUUUUUUUUUUAAUUAUUAGGGAAAUUCAUGAUUACAUAGUCAACAAAAAGAGGGAAAAAAAAUCCAACAGGUAGUUUAACAAAGCAGCAGGGGCGAGGCCCCAGGCGCUUUCUCGAGCGGCCGCGGCUGCUUCCUCGGAGGCGGCAUUUCUCCGGCCGGGGGCUCCUCACAGCCUGGGACCCGCUGGGACCGGCCGGGCCGCCGCGCGCCCUUGUGAGGUAAGUCAUCUUUGGGCCACAGGCGGUGAAAAAGCGGAGGUCCCUGCAAGGCAGUCACUCGCCGAAGGAGCGUGAGUCAAGGUCCGGGGUCAUUGUUAGCCAGGCCCCGCCACCCCGGGCCGUCAGUCCGGCGCUGGGUGACCAGGGCCGCCGGGUGCUGCUCCGGGGGGGGGGACUGACCUCAGGCGCCUGACGCGGCCGGACUGCGAGCACCGAGCUACGGGCCUCCGAAGCCCGACUGCCGUCCCCGCUGCUAGAGCCCGCUCAGGGCAGGUCGUCCCCGCCCCCGCGCAGGCAUGGCCGGGAGGCGCCGGCGCUAGUCGCGCCCGCCCCGCGCCGCGCCGGCCGCACGUCCCCGCUGCUUCUUUCAGUUCACUAAUAAAUAAAAAAAGAGAAUGAAGGCGGCAGUGAGGACCAGGGUGGCGGGAGGAACGAACGACUCCAAGUGAAGGCGGCCCCAGGGAGCCUUGCAGAGGCGCCCAGCCAAUGAGGUUUCUUCCUGUGAGCUGAGCCCACGGGGACGAUGGGAAGCCGGGGGAGCCGGGGGCCGGUGGCGCACGGGCAGCUGUGAGGCAGAGGAAGAACGCAAGACGGAGGAAACCCCCUCCCGCAGCAGUCUCAUUUUCGCAGCCGGACCGAGCCCCACCCCUGCCUCACCUUCCUAGCCCCACUCACCCGCCCGCAGCGCAGCGCCGCACCGUUUCCGUAGCCACGUGAUCAGCCCUUCUCUUCCCAGCCUUCCUCCUCACUGGAGAGGAGGGGAGGGGAGGGAAGGGAGAGAAAAAAAAAAAAAAAAAAGACUCCACUUCCCAGAAGCCCUCGGUUACCCACGCACCCGCCACCUUGCGCAGGCGCUGCCCGGGCCAAACGGACACGUUCGUCACGUGGGGGGCGACCGGCCAAUCCGGUUUGAAUUUCAUUUUUUUACUCUCACCCCCCCUUCAGGAGCGGUUGUCUGAUCAGAUCGAUCUAAGAUGGCGACUGUGGAACCGGAAACCACCACCACUCCUAAUCCCCCACCUGCAGAAGAAGAAAAAACUGAAACCAAUCAGGAGGUUGCUAACCCUGAACACUACGUUAAACAUCCACUACAGAACAGAUGGGCGCUCUGGUUUUUUAAAAAUGAUAAGAGCAAAACUUGGCAAGCAAACCUUCGUCUGAUCUCUAAGUUUGAUACUGUUGAGGACUUCUGGGCUUUAUACAACCAUAUCCAGCUGUCUAGUAAUUUAAUGCCUGGCUGUGACUACUCACUUUUUAAGGAUGGGAUCGAGCCUAUGUGGGAAGAUGAAAAAAACAAACGAGGAGGACGAUGGCUAAUUACAUUAAACAAACAGCAGAGACGAAGUGACCUUGAUCGCUUUUGGCUAGAGACACUGCUGUGCCUUAUUGGGGAGUCAUUUGAUGACUACAGUGAUGAUGUGUGUGGAGCUGUUGUUAAUGUUAGAGCUAAAGGCGAUAAGAUAGCAAUAUGGACUACUGAGUGUGAAAACAGAGAUGCUGUUACACAUAUAGGGAAGGUAUACAAGGAAAGGUUAGGACUUCCUCCAAAGAUAGUGAUUGGUUAUCAGUCCCAUGCAGACACAGCUACUAAGAGCGGCUCCACCACUAAAAAUAGGUUUGUUGUUUAAGAAGACACCUUCUGAGUAUUCUUUCAUAGGAGACUGCGUCAAGCAAUCGAGAUUUGGGAGCUGAACCAAAGCCUCUUCAAAAGCAGAGUGGACUGCAUUUAAAUUUGAUUUCCAUCUAAAUGUUGCUAAGAUAUAUGAGAAGUCUCAUUCGCCUUUGUCUUGUACUUCUGUGUUCAAAUUUUUUUCUAUUUUGACUAGAGUAACUAUUAUCCCAAUCAAAGAAUUACAGUACACAUCAUCCCCAGAAUCCAUAAAUGUGUUCCUGGCCCACUCUGUAAUAGCUUAGUAGAAGCAUUACUAUUACAAAAACAUUUUAUCUAUCCACAAUAUUCAGAAAAGAACUUGCAUUUCUUUACCUUACAGAGAAUUACUUCUGUUGUACAUUGCAUUGUAUGCAGUAACAUAUUUUACUGGUUUGGAAGAGUAUGAUGCAUACCAUUUUCUAGCAAUUUUCUUUGUUUCUUUUUUUUACAGCAUUAUUUUUUGCUGUAAUCUAUGCUGAUGGCUGCUAGAUUUAAUUUAUUUGUUUCCCUACUUGAUAACAUUAGUGAUUCUGAUUUCAUUUGGUUUUUUGGUUUUUGUUUUGUUUUGUUUUGUUUUUGUUUUGUUUUCUGGUUUUUGGUUUUUGGUUUUGGUUUUUUCUUUUUGGUUGGUUUUUUUUUUUGUUUGUUUAUUUUAUUUUAUUUUAUUUUUUUGUUGUAGUUUUUUUUUUUGCUCAUGUAACAUUGGUGAAGGAUCUGGGAAUAUGACAUAAAGGUGGAAUAAACAUUAAUUUUGUGCAUUCUUUGGUAAUUUUUUUGUUUUUUUGUAACAUUAGAGCUUUGCUACAAAUUUAUGCAUUUCAGUCAAAUCAGUGAUCUAUGUUUGUGUGAUUUCCUAAACAUAAUUGUGGAUUUUUAAAAAAAUGUAACAUCAUAAUUACAUUCCUAACUAGAUAUAAUAGUAUGUCUGUUUUUGUAUCUUAUGCUGUAUUUUAACACUUUGUAUUACUUAGGUUAUAUUUUGCUUUGGUUAAAAAAUGGCUCAAAUAGAAAAGCGGUCCCAUUCAUAUUAAGACAGUGUACAAAACUGUAAAUAAAAUGUGUACAGUGAAUUGUCUUUUAGACAA
Messenger RNA from Antechinus flavipes (yellow-footed antechinus), 3749 nucleotides. It is a transcript of the gene EIF4E, whose product is annotated as eukaryotic translation initiation factor 4E. The record is from RefSeq and is a predicted model, not a curated record. Gene Ontology annotation, cellular component: cytoplasm; eukaryotic translation initiation factor 4F complex. The coding region runs from base 1988 to 2641 and encodes 217 amino acids. Gene Ontology annotation, biological process: translational initiation. NCBI's taxonomy places the organism in Eukaryota, Metazoa, Chordata, Mammalia, Dasyuromorphia, Dasyuridae. Gene Ontology annotation, molecular function: RNA 7-methylguanosine cap binding; translation initiation factor activity. The transcript is spliced from 7 exons.